Molecule: messenger RNA, 3183 nt
Organism: Dendronephthya gigantea
Lineage: Eukaryota; Metazoa; Cnidaria; Anthozoa; Malacalcyonacea; Nephtheidae
Product: 2-5A-dependent ribonuclease-like
Exons: 3
Coding region: 158-2245 (695 amino acids)
Biological process (GO): protein phosphorylation
Molecular function (GO): protein kinase activity; protein binding; ATP binding
Source: RefSeq, a predicted model, not a curated record
CAAUGAUUUGCUUCAGCACUGCAGAACUCAGAAGCGACUAGAAAUCAUAUGAUCGAGACGAGCAGCAUAUAUUUGUGCAAGUCGAACCACAACUAUUCCCAACGAUACUCACUAAACUUCACCACUGGGCUGGUUGUUCUUAACGUUUAUAGUAAAAAUGGAUAAGAAGCAAGAAGCAAGUGGAAGUACAAGUGUCUGUGAAUAUGGUUCGAAACAUCUUCGAGACGAUGAAAUAGCUUCUCAGAGUCCAAUGCAGUCUUCAUCAUUAGCAAUUGUGAAGUUUUUGGUUAAAUAUUGUGGUGCCGACUUAAGUUGUAAAGAUGAGUCGGGCAAAACUGUUUUACAUCAUGCUGUUCAUGUUGGCGAGACAGAAAUUGUUAAAUAUUUUGUUGAACAAUGUGGCGCUGAUGUAAAUGCCAAGGAUAAAAAUGAGAGGACAGUGCUGAACUACGCUGUUACUGAAGGUUUGCUAGAAAUGGUUAAAUAUCUUGUUGAACAUGGCGCUGAUGUAAAUGGCAUGGAUAUUAAUCCAUGGACAGUGCUUCAUGAUGCUGUUAAAAACGGUACCCCAGAAAUAGUGAAAUAUCUUGUUGAACAUGGCACUAAUGUAAAUGACAAGGGUGCAUACGGAUGGACAGUGCUUCACCAUGCUGUUACUAAAGGCACCCUAGAAAUAGUGAAAUAUCUUGUUGAACAUGGCGCUGAUGUAAAUGGCAAGGAUAAAAUAGGGCGGACAGCGCUCAAAUACGCCGUUACUGAAGGUUUGCUGGAAAUGGUUAAAUAUCUUGUUGAACAGGGCGCUGAUGUAAAUGGCAAGGGUCUUGACGGUCGGACAAUGCUUCACUAUGCUGUUAAUAAAGGUUCGCUAGAAAUGGUUAAAUAUCUUGUUGAACAUGGCGCUGAUGUAAAUGGCAAGAAUAAAUACGGAUGGACAGUGCUUCACGAUGCUAUUACUAAAGGUAGGCUAAUAAUAGUGAAAUAUCUGGUUGAAAAGGGCGCUGAUGUGAAUAGCAAGAAUACUCAUGGGUGGACAGUGCUGCACGUUGCUGUUAGGCUUAAUAUAUUACAGAUUGUCAAGUAUUUAGUUGAAAAGGGUGCUGACGUGACUCUUCACACUCACACUCUUGGCAUUGACAUCCUCAAGAUGGCUGUUGUGAAAAACUCAGUUGCUUUGGUCAAUCUUGUAUUGGAAAAGAACAUCGCUGUGUGGAGAGCUGGAACAUUUCUUGUUGAAGGAAGACAAAUGAGUCUUCUUGAAUGGAGUAUUCACCAUGGUCAUGAUGAAAUUACAACUAUCCUCAAAAGCUCCGUAAAUCAUCGUGAGAAGAUUCAGAUGUUGAAAACAAUGAAUUGCAACCAGUUAAAAGAGACUGAAGCACCGAUGCAGGCUUUUGUCGCAAAGAAUCAAUUCAAAAUUGGUGCUGGUGGUUUUUCUUGUGUGUAUGUUGGUCUCAUGAAGGAUGGAAGUGAAGUUGCUGUUAAGAGAAUUUUAGUACAAAAUGAGGAUGAAACAGUUGAAAACGAAAAGGAAAUCAUGAGUCUUAUUGAAACAAACUCUCCAUUUAUAGUGAAAUAUCGACAUUUUCACCGUGACGAUACCUUCAUGUAUCUUAUUGUUGAUCUUUGCGAAGAAACCUUGAGGAAACUUGUUCAAGCAUCCAGUAUUGAACAUGUACAAGAGCACGGUCCACGAAUGAUUAGGGAAAUUCUAUCAGGACUUGAAUUUCUUCAUGGUAAAGGAAUAUUGCACAGAGAUCUAAAACCAUCAAACGUCCUGGUUGAUAUCGAAGGUCGCAUGAAAUUGGCAGAUUUUGGAAUAAGCCGCGUUCUAAAUGAAGAUGAAACGACAGUUGAAACAUUCGCUAAAGGUACUCGCGGAUGGAUGCCACCGGAAGUAAUUGAAGCCAUAAAGAGAAACGAAAAGGGUCGUUUCAAAAGAAAAUCAGAUGUCCAUGUCGCGGGUAUGAUUGCUUUUUACGUGUUGACCAAAGGUGAACAUCCUUUUGGAUCUGAAUUAGAUCGAAUGAAAAAUAUUUCAGAGAAUAAUCCUGUCAAUUUGGAGAAACUUGGUGACCACGAAGCUCGUAGGUUUGUGUCGUGGUUGAUUAAUCACAAGAUUGAUGAUAGACCUCGCGCUCACGAAGUAUUGAGGGAUUCCUUAUUAAGCAAACCACAAGGAACACAGCGAGCAAUCAAACAACCAACCACGACGUUUGUUUUAGAUUAUGAAUCCUUCCUAGCCUAAUUUUGUCCUUGAAGAGGGAACCUUUGAGCGACACAAGGGCGACAGAACAUAGCUAAUUUCAAAAUAAUUAUCACAAUAAUAUAGUAGAGGGGGGAGGGACAGCCGCAGUUUGUCCUUGAAGGGGAACUUUUGAGCGACACAAGGGCGACAGAACAUAGCUAAUUUUAAAAUAAUUAUCACAAUAGUAUAGUAGAGGGGGGAGGGGACAACCCAAGUUUUUCCUUGAAAGGGAAACAUGGAGCGACAAAAAUUCGACACAAGGGCGACAGAACAAGUCGCAUCAGGCGACAAUAAAGAAAUGCUGAACGCGGCCGCCGUGGAUUAGCAUUUCGUAAACGGUCGGUAGCAACUUUGAUGGUCGGUAGCAUCAUUUACAGCUUCGGAAGUCGCCGUGCAUUUCGCGACACUUUCCGAAUCAAAAAAUCGACAAGAAUGUGUUUUAAUCAUUUGCGAAUUUGCUCUAUCGACGUGAUUCUCAAUCCUAUUUCAAUCAUCGUGAUAAUAGUUUAGCAGAAUGUGCUGUAGUUUUUAUUAAUAAGUUGAAAUUAGCUCCAGUUAGAAUAAAUAUACAUAUUUUUUACCUAUAAAAUAUCCUCAACACGACGUGUGGUUGGUUCAAGUAGAACCUCAAUAUUACAGUCUGCAAUAUAUUGUACACUAUUUGAAAGAAAGAUUUCAUAACUGAGGGGCUGUUCACAUGAGCCAGGUUACCGAGAUGACUUUAAAAAAGCUGUUUGGACAAUCGAGAACAAACUAGGCUAACUAGCCAUUUGUCACAACGUCUUUAAAAUUAUUGGAUUAUAUUUGUUCGUUGCAAGAACGAUUUUGCUAGAGACUAACUGUAAAUAGUCCCAGAUUUAAUGGACACUGUAUCGCCUGCGACAUGACUUAUGCUGUAUGGAAGGAAGGUGUUAAGAUAGAGCUAGAAGCAGUAGAGA